Molecule: messenger RNA, 4635 nt
Organism: Aquila chrysaetos chrysaetos
Lineage: Eukaryota; Metazoa; Chordata; Aves; Accipitriformes; Accipitridae
Gene: OPN4
Product: opsin 4
Exons: 11
Coding region: 642-2075 (477 amino acids)
Biological process (GO): visual perception; G protein-coupled receptor signaling pathway
Cellular component (GO): membrane
Molecular function (GO): G protein-coupled receptor activity
Source: RefSeq, a predicted model, not a curated record
CAAUUUCAGCAGAACUGUACACAUACAUCUUCUUUAAAAGCAGAGUAUAAAAAACUAAUUCACCAAUACAGUGAAAAUGAACAGUAAGGUCUAAUAUUUAAGACAGAUAGUGAAGUCAACCUUUUAACUUCUUUGUCUUCAUACAGGGAUAAUGUGGAUAUAGCAUUAAAAUUCAGACAUAAAUCUGUCAAAGGCAAAAACCAGCACUUUUAAGUGAGCAUCAGUUUUAUACUGUUAUUAAAGUGAAGCUGGAAUCUGGAUGGAACAAGUUUCAAACUGGGCAUGUGCGGACCCUGCUGUCUCCUGUAUUUAAAUGGAAGCUGCUGCUGCUGCCCUUUGCUAAGCUGAAGAUGGAGUGAAGCAAUCUGAAGCUCUAGGGGGAAACUCUGCACUCCAUCUCACAUUAUUCCAGAGAAUCUAACAAUCAUCUCCUUUACAUACACACACAAAAAGGUAAAUCGGCUGACUGACUUAAAUUCAGAGGAGAGCUUUUCUUUCUUUGUUUUUGCUUAGAUUUUGUUCACCUGAAUAAUCAGCCCAUUCAAAGGGGGAUCUCUAGUCCCUCUGAGGAUCCUGACGGCACCAAAACUGUGGAGUCCUUCAAUGUAUGGAAUGACUCGGAAGCCAAUGCCUACACACUGAUGGACCUGCCUCUUAGAGCCCCAACAAAGAUGACCGUGCAAGAUGUUCCUGGUGCCUUUCCUACAGUGGAUGUCCCAGAUCAUGCCCAUUAUACAGUUGGAGUAGUCAUUCUUAUAGUGGGGAUCACAGGAACUCUGGGUAAUUUCCUGGUCAUCUAUGCUUUCUGCAGGAGCAGGAGCCUUCAGACUCCAGCCAACAUAUUCAUCAUCAAUCUAGCUAUUAGUGACUUCCUGAUGUCCAUUACGCAGUCUCCAGUUUUUUUCACCAACAGCCUCCACAAACGCUGGAUUUUUGGUGAGAAAGGCUGUGAGCUGUAUGCCUUCUGUGGAGCUCUGUUUGGCAUUACGUCUAUGAUCACUUUGAUGGUGAUUGCCUUGGACAGAUAUUUUGUCAUCACAAAACCUCUGGCUUCUGUUGGAGUGACGUCUAAGAAGAAGGCCCUAAUAAUCCUGGUAGGAGUCUGGCUGUACUCUUUGGCUUGGAGCCUCCCGCCCUUCUUUGGAUGGAGUGCUUAUGUUCCCGAGGGCCUGCUGACUUCUUGUUCCUGGGACUACAUGACUUUUACACCAUCAGUCCGCGCCUACACAAUGCUGCUUUUCUGCUUCGUCUUCUUCAUUCCUUUGAUUGUUAUCAUAUACAGCUAUGUCUUUAUAUUUGAGGCUAUCAAGAAGGCCAACAAGUCUGUUCAGACAUUUGGAUGCAAACAUGGAAAUAAAGAGUUCCAGAAACAGUAUCAGAGGAUGAAAAAUGAGUGGAAGAUGGCCAAAAUUGCACUGAUUGUCAUCUUGCUUUAUGUCAUUUCCUGGUCACCAUACUCUGUUGUUGCUCUGGUAGCUUUUGCUGGGUAUUCGCAGGUCCUAACACCCUUCAUGAACUCCAUACCAGCUGUGAUUGCCAAAGCAUCUGUCAUCCAUAACCCCAUCAUUUAUGCCAUCACUCACCCCAAAUACAGAACAGCCAUUGCAACAUACGUUCCUUGCCUUGGAUCCCUGCUGAGAGUUUCUCCUAAAGACUCACGGUCUUUCAGCAGUUAUCCCUCCUCCAGACGAGCAACUGUAACCAGCCAGUCUUCUGAGAUAAGUGGGCUGCAGAAAGGAAAAAGGCGACUGUCUUCUCUCUCUGACAGUGAAUCAACAGCUGUAGAUGCUGAUGACAUAUCCAUGGUGGAACUGAAUGUCACACAGUACCCUGCUACACCUACUCAGCAAACAUAUAAAAAAUGCAACUUGAAGGAAAUCAAGAGAGGUGACAGCCUGAAUGGUAUUGGACAAAGAAAAGGAGAGUCUCACCACAGACCAUCUGCAGCCCAGAUACCCAGCAUUACAAUAACAUACAGCAAUUUCCAAGGAGUAGAGCUGCCUUCUGGAUACAACUCUGGUUUCCUGCACCCCAAGAUCAACAGCCACAAGCAGAACAAAAAGUCCAACAGCUAAGUGAGUGGUGCAAGCCAGAAUGUCACUUUAGCCAAUACCUCUGGAACAACUAUGGACCAGCUGAAUGCAGAAUACCUUCCCACAUUGUUCUGAAACGCUCCUUACAAAGACACAACACAAGACAGGAUAAAAGCAAGAUGAGUAAGCUUUUCAGCAUCAGAACUCUCUCCAGUGGUUCACUUCUUAAUCUGAGUCACAUUGUAAUUUUAUUAUUUCUUCUUUAUGCAGCUCAUGAAACAAUUUCUUUCACUUGGAUUUUACUCUGCUCAGGUAUAUUCCACCACUGCAUGGAUCUUACCUACCAGCCUCCUAGGAUUAACUUGAGAGGAAAAGGAAGUAUGAGAUUCAAAACUGGCCUUUGUUCACUUAAUGUGGUUUAACUUCAAAGCUAUUACAGAGCGAAAGCUGAAAGAUUUGGGGAAAAAUGUACAUUACUUCCUAAGAUGGUUUCUUCAUUAUUGUGAAGUUCUUCAGCCAAAUGAAAACUUAACCACACAGUCACUGCUCCCUUCUCUCAUUAAUGACACAUUUUCCUUCAUCUUCUUCUAUAAUCCAAUUGAAAGGCAAUGCACUUGAGCAGUAAUUUGAAGUCUCAGACCUUUAAUUUCUGAGAUUCUGGGGGAAGAGAAAGGAGUAACACUGAGGAUGAGGCUAUGGUCCUUUCCAUACUUAGCUUCUUUUUGCAACAGUCACUUAGGAGACCAGUUUAACCCACUCUUAGCUGACCUCCCCAGAUCUAUAGCAAAGUAUUAGGAAAUUCCAGACUUUCCUUUAGCAGGUUUCGUGAGAAGAAUGCAGAAUUCAAAGCAAUGUUUGUACUGAAAUGUCUUAUGGGUAAGUCAAUACAUCUGCCAUCUAAUACUUCAAACUGGUUUACCUUAGAUGUGCUUUUCUAAAGUAAAUCUCGGGAGGAGAAGGGUUAGUUCUCCAAAAAUAGUUGUUCUAGAGAUGUGUGGAAUCCACACCAUCCCCACUUUAGCAUUUUAAUUUUUCCCUUCUCUAAACAGCAGCAUUCUUACAGGUGAGGUUUUUUUCCACAGUGACUAAAUCCAUGAGAUUGUACUUAUUUCUCCCAAAAGGAAAAGACUUCUAUGAAAUAGUCAUUUUCUGCUUUUCCCCAGUGCUCCUUCUAGCACAUGAGAAUAAAUGGACAAAAUUAAUUUGCAAACCAUAGCAGUCUACAUCACAAGAAUUUUUAGGUAUAGUCUGUCCACAGUGGGGAUAUAUACCUUCUGAGCCCAGAAGCACAGGGCACAAAGAGCUUUUGAAGCAGUUCUUCCUCAUGGGCCCUCUAGUAAUUCUCCCUUUGGUUGCAAUAAUGGAGGGAACCCAGCAAGUCAUUUUGUCCUAAGUAAAUCAGUUCUUCCUUAUGUCACAUCAGAAGAAGUCAUAAAAUCAAUAAAAAUGUAACCAGCUUAUUCCUUUGAGGGGAGAAAAGUAAUCAGUGGGUUCCAGAAGAUUUGGGGCAUUGUUUUGAAGCAAACUUUUGGAAACUUACUUCAAACUGAGGUUUAUUAAAAGGAAGGCUAUUAAAACUAAAAAUGGAGGUGAUAAUAACUUCUGCAGCAGCCAAAUGUUAGAUCAUGAAAAAGUGGGGUCUUCAGGCUGGUAAUAAACUGCCAAAAGCAACAAACUGUUUGAAAUCCAAGACAUUUUUAUAUAAAUAAAAUCAUAGGCAUUAAAGAUGGAAAGGAGCUACUAUAGUUCUGCCCUUCACCUACCACAACCGGAUAUUGUCUCCAGGCAGAGCACAAUAUUAAACUGAUAAUAUAUACAGCUAGCAAUAAGCAGAAAUAAGAAAGAAAACAUAUCAUCUUCAAACAGGAAGUAUGUUCAAAGAUAUUCAUCAAGUCUAAGGAAUUUUAUUAUGACUUAUUGCUUAGGCUUUUAAAAUUAUUUAAAAACAUGAAGCAUGUAAUUCUUCCCAUCCUUUGUCAUGAAGGCCAUUCACACCAGUGAAAACUGGGAAGAAAUGCUAGCGAAUGCUGCCCAUUUCAUAUGGGUCACAAAAGGCUGAACCUGUCAAGAAAAUAGGUCAAAACUCACACAUGCUGUUUCAUGUGUUAAUAAGAAGUGCAUGGUACGUGUCAUUAAGAGCUAGACCUUUUGCUCCUGUCAUGAUUUUGUUCCCAAGUAGUAUUCUUGAAGACUAUACUCUGCACUAUUCUGCAUUCCCUUCCACUUUUAGAGAGUAUAAAAAGAAAACUUCCAUGGCUAGAAAAGCCUUACGAAUCCACAGCAUGUUGUUCUCUAUAUCCUUCAACUCCAACAUGUACUAGAGAUUAGUUUGUAUCUAUAAAAAGAACUACAGCUGUUCGUGCUUGUCUACUUACAAGAGGCUUGAAAAGCAUAUAUUAAUUAGGGAGAAUUUGUUAGGGAGCACUUCAAAACUCGUGUGUACUCCCUGUGUAACUAACGGCUUUGCAUUCCCUCCACCUCUACUGAGACUCUAAAAAUCAUUUAGGGGAAAGCCUACAAAAUUCAUUUCACCUGAAUAUCUCUCCAAGUGAUUCACACUGUAACCCCAGUGGCAUUUGGAAUAAAUCAUUAUUAGUUCAUA